AUGAGUGGUUCUAAAUCAUCGGGUGAAAUUUAUGCUGAUUUUGGACAUCAAUAUGGCUGCGAAAAUUGUGAUAGUGAUUUGCUUAUGAGUGCAUUCCUUCAUAAUUUCAAGAAAUUUUCUGAAGAAAAGCCUUGUUAUGGAUUUGCUAAAGAAGGUGGAAAAAAGUGGUGGAUCGAUUUGAUUAAAUGUACUUUUCUUGAGGCAUCAGUAAAAGUAAAUAGGAUCGAUGAGAUGUGUCAAGAAAUGUACGAAUAUUUUGCUACCGUAACUCCUUGGACAUUGGUUGAUCCUGAAAUUCAAAGUCACCUAAUACAAAUUCGAAAGCAAGGUGUGGACAUUGCGAUUAUUUCAAAUUUCGAUUCUCAAUUACGACUGAUUUUGGAUCGUUUUCAACUUUCACCUCAUAUAAGUUCAUUUUUGUUAAGUGGAGAAAUUGGUAUUGAAAAGCCAGAUCGGCGAAUCUUCGAUUUGGCCGCUAAACAGUUUAAUUUGCCUUCUAUGAAAUAUAUUCUACAUAUUGGUGAUAGUUACGAUAAAGAUUAUAUUGCAGCACAAGCGGCUGGUGCAAAUGCACUGCUUUUUAUGGAAAAUCCUAUAGAAAACAAUGAUUGUCAUAUUAUUCGUUCUUUAAGUGAAUUAAUUGAAAAUAAAGAAUAA
Dracunculus medinensis (Guinea worm) is the source of this 657-nucleotide messenger RNA. The record is from the annotation of a GenBank genome assembly. NCBI's taxonomy places the organism in Eukaryota, Metazoa, Nematoda, Chromadorea, Rhabditida, Dracunculidae.